Messenger RNA from Aspergillus homomorphus CBS 101889, 964 nucleotides. RefSeq lists its product as uncharacterized. The record is from RefSeq and is a predicted model, not a curated record. The transcript has 2 exons. NCBI's taxonomy places the organism in Eukaryota, Fungi, Ascomycota, Eurotiomycetes, Eurotiales, Aspergillaceae. The coding region runs from base 389 to 859 and encodes 156 amino acids.
GGGUAUUCACAACUUACUUUGGACCGAAAAGAUUAAUAUUGUCAUCUGCAAUCGGGCCAACUGGUAAACAGCGAUGCCUCACGUGUUGUUCUUGAGGCCACGAGCCGAGACAACUGCAAUCCAGAAGCCAUUGAGCAGCUACAGUGCUACAUGGCAACUGUUUGGCAUAAGCCGAAGAAGUUUCAGGCCGAUGCCGCUGGAUCCUCGGGUCGCUUUCCCAAGGCGUGACCUGAAAGUUCGUCGCCCAUACUGCUCUAGUGCUCAGCAGGCAAAAUCUGCGCGCGGAUGAAGACGGACAUCCCCGAGGAGAAGUUGGUGACGCAGUUGCACGCCCUCCCCUCGUGCGCAAGGGGCCGAACCGCCCGGAGUUGAUAUCCGGCGCGCAGACAUGGAGCUGGUUUUGGAACGCCAAGCCAUGAGGGCAGAGAACGCAGCAUUUCCGCUUCAUCCAUCAUCGAACGAGCUGAAGCCAAGGGUUCAGCCAAAGGCACCACCACCCGGGCAGACCUCCCCCGUCAAGGGGGCCAAGCGCCCGCGAACGACGCGGCGGGAGGCCCGGGUGAUUUUAUUCCACCCAGGCCUCAUCAUGCCGGUGCAGGGAAUCUUUAUCGAGGCAGCCGAAGUGUAUAGAUCUACUAUGAGACACUGCCUGACCUUCACUCGAAUUCGCUGCCGGGCAAACAGGCAGUACAUCCUCACGCAGCAGUACCUAGAUCAGAGCCUGCGUCUUUAUCUUCUGAUUCCGCUCCUACGCUCUGAUGGAAAGUAUGAGCUCUAUACCUAUCCUGACCACCUCUGGGCCAAUAGUCCAGGAAUUCUCUACAUUGUGCUCCUUCUGACCCGUGUACAAUCGAAUUAGAAGAUGGAAAUAGAAGGACGACAGUUCGUAGCUUGGGAUCGAGAAGAGCAGGUCAGCACGCGAGGAACUCAAGCGGGCAGUUCAUCGAGCCUUGGUUUAGACAGG